UUGCAUCGAUCGGUCGUUUCCGAGAGCAGGGAAGAAUGUUGUUUUUCUCAAAACGACAGUACGUUGCACCCUGUCACAGGGGGCCGGGGAUCUCUCCUUCCUUCGGGCUCUGCCCUCCCUCAUUUCCCCGCAACCGCGCGCUUCAAAUUGCGAAGCUAGGGUGCGCCUGGUCAGCGCGGAGGGUGCGCACCCAUGGACCGUUCGCCAUCGGAACAAUGGUGGUAGAGAGCAGGCUAACGCCCACCAAGCAUCCAGUCUGAUCGCGAGCUCAUCCGGAGCACCCUCGCCCUUGACUGGGUGGACCAUCGCGCGCUGCUCGAAACCAACCCCCGGCCACCCUCCUGGAGUCAUACACCGGAGCACUUGACUUUUGGUGUGCUUUUGGUCAUACGAAUUCCUGGAUUAAUUACAACGCCUUCAGCUUCCAACCCCAGCCACCGUUCCUGAGGGAGGCAGUCCCGUUGUAUACGAAUGUCGGUUCGGGUUUGCCCGGAUCCAAGAGGUGCCGUCACAAAGGGUUGUCGAAAUUCGGCGCGUAGGAGUAAAAUCCGCUCGUCCUCGAGUUAGCAUGUGUCGAUGAAUUCCGCUCUCAGAGAUCUCGAUGGAAGAGGUGUAGUAGAGUCGAAUAACGGGAUCAACACGGGGUUGGUAUGAAAGAGGAAGCGAGAUAUUAUACCGGUAAAAUGCACGAUUCUUACGUUUGGCUGGUGGUGAUCCCAAUUUCCUGGCUCUGUCUCGUUAACGACGUACAGUCGAAACCCGAGCCGUACUGCGGGGGAAGAUUAACCGCUACCAGGGGGGUGAUACUGACCCCGAACUUUCCCGGGCCCUUCGAGGUCCCGAUCAAGUGCAGGUGGGUGAUCGACGCGUCUGAUUUGCCGGUGGAAAACAGCUCGAUAUCGGUCUACCUCACGCAACUCUACGUCUACAAAGGGUUGACCUUCACGGAAUACGCUUACUACGAGUCGGAGUCCCUCAGUUUGGGCGCUACCGAAAUUCAGGAGGUCACCGAGGGCAACGUCUUCGAGUUCCGAUGGUUCAAGACGUUCCGACCGAUCCUUGUCAUCGAUUUUCACCUCGACAGACUCGAGGGUAACCACGUGCGGGUACUAAACGACCUCCUCAACGUCUACGGAUUCAAUCUCACUUACGAGAUGUCCGGGGGCCCGGCUAAUCCCAAAUCGUGUUCAGUGCGUGACUGCUCGUACUCGGGAAACUGUUUAUUGGCCUCCAAUUACUCGACAUUCUGGUGCGAAUGUUUCGAUGGAUUCAACGGACGCGAUUGUUCUAAUGGUCCUCUAUGCGUCGACGAUCAACACCAUCCUGUCUGCCAAAACGGAGGAACUUGCAGGCACAUCGGAGCAGAAGCUGUACGCUGCCAAUGUGUCGAAGGUUUUACCGGAAAUUACUGCGAAAUUCCACCGGUGCAAAUUUCCGAAAAUGAGUGCGUCGAGGAGGGUUGCGUUCUCCAGUGUCCAUUGGAGGAUGUGCGUCAGAAAGGAUGCGAUUGCAGAAACGGGACGAAAAUAAUGACCGAUCGUUCGAGAUUCGAGUGCAGAAUAAAAUUGACGAACGCGACAUCCGUCAGGAUGGUCAUCCCCCCGAAUCAGGGAAGCUUGGAAGCGCUGCUCGUCAGACAGAUCGGGAAAUACUUGAGAAAUGCUAACAUAUCCUCCGUAGAGGAACUCCGAACCUUAAGCGUCACGCCGACCUCGGAAGUCGUAUUUCACUUCUUUGGCAACACAGACGACGGGGACAAGAUAAGAGAAUCUUUGAAUCGUUUGGUGCAGCGGCGCCGUCUCGGUGAAAUUUCUCUCGAAUCGACGCACUUUACUUUUGAGCAAAAACCCGCUCUAAAACUGCAGAGCCUGCGGGUAAAUCAGCCGAACGAACGCGAGGUACGAUUGGGUGAUCAAUUCAUCGUAUCGUGCGUUGCCCAGGGCAGUUAUAAUCUCACUUUUACCUGGUACAAAGAUGGAAUGCUGGUUAACACCAGUAAGGCUACCAGGGAGAUCUGGCUGAAGCACCUCCCGAACGACGGAUCGGAACAGCACACCUCACUGCUCGGGAUCGACAGGUCGACGAUCCUCGACGCGGGACGUUACACCUGCCAAAUAAUCGACUGGGGAAUGCAACAAUGCAAAAGCAUCACCAUCGACAUUCGGGAGGAACCGAACGUCAGAAUUUUUCCGAUGAGCGCGACCAUCGAAAAGGGUAAUAACAUCCAGCUAAAGUGCCUGACCCCGAACAUGCGGAGCAUCGGCAUUGGAUUUGGGUGGAGCAAAAAUCGUGCAUUAUUGAAACUCGAGCCCGGAAGCGAGGUGUGGGAGGAUCUGUUCCCGGCCGGGAGUAUACUGAAAAUCACAAAUGCCCAAAAAUCUUCGAUAUACACGUGCAGCGUGGCGCAGAAGUCGAUGGCGGUUCGCGUGGAGGUCGUCAAUCGCACCCUAGUCCCGAUAUGUUCGACGGAGAGAGCUUGGGGCGUGCGAUGGCCCGACACGGGGCCCGGGCUCGAGGCCCUUUUGGACUGCCCGAUGAAUUUCCUCGGUAAUCGCGUCUCGAGACUCUGUUCGAUGAAAGACGCGACCACCCCCGAGUGGCAGCUGCCCGAUUUUUCGGCCUGCCUCUACGAGCCAUUUCUCGCACCGUACAACAACUUUCAAAGUUUAACACUAGGAUAUCAGAAUACGACAGGCGCCGAGACCCUCGAAGCGUACUGGGAUAUUUUAAGAUCGAGGAAAACGCCCCUGUACCCUGGCGAGGGCGAUCGCAUCGUGACUCUCCUUUCGGAAAUUGAGCAGUAUCUCAACGCUACGAAGGAACUGAAAAAUUUCCAUCAUUCGGUCGGGGCGUUCAUGCGCAUCGUUAAUUUCGUCGUCGAAAAUGAGCAUUCUAUUUUAAACGAGCAGCAAUUGUCGUUGAUGCAACAAAUGGCCCGACGUAAUUUGGUGCAUUGGUGCGAAAUAGCGAAUCCCGCUAGAAUGCACCUGGGGUUGUCGGGGAUGAUAGCUGAUGUGACUCCUCUGCGAGUAGACGACAAUGACGCCAUGACUCGCACGAGCGAGAUACCCGGCUCUGAUAAAAUAUACCCCAGUUGGUACGGCGAAAAAAUUGUCGUACGCGUGCGAGAACACGACUUAGGGAUCGGCGGGUCGAACGGCGCGCUCGGUGUAGUCAGCAUUACGUACAGAAAUUUGACGGGACUUUUGCCCAGGGUGUACGUCGCAGAGCUCCGCGAUGGCACAGAUCUUGAGUAUCGCAUUAAUUCGCGGAUCGUAACGGUAGACGUAGUAUUGCCGGAAAACCAAACAAAGCUUUUACAAAGCAAAAUAUCGGUCGACCUACAGUUACGUCACACCCGAAAUCAAUCGGGCCUGUGGAAUAUAUCCUGCGGAGCAGCAGAUUUCACAGGUUCGUGGAACUUGAAUACCUGCGUGAGUAAUUCUCUACCAGGGGGUAGCGCGACUCGCUGCGUUUGUCCGCACGCGGGGACCUUCGCUGUGUUUCUCACGGCACGUGCCGUCCGAGUAGCCUUGGCCAAGAAGGAGCAGACCACUUUAGUGGUGGUGGUUGGCUGCGGGAUUUGUUUACUACAAUGCCUGGUCACGUCCCUGAUCCUUGGCUCGUGUUGGUGGAACAAUCGAUCUUGGUUGAAUUUCCUCAAAUUACAAUGUUCCACCGCCCUUGUGGGAGCGAUGGCUAUUUUUAUUUACGCCGCGCACCACCCCUUGCCAGAGAGUUCCUAUUCCGUAGUCGCCAUAUCCUUGGAGGCUUUUCUCCUGGUGGGGACGUCGGCGCCUAUAUCUCAGGCGAUGAUCGUCUACGCCGAAUUGACUCAAGUUCGACCGAGCCAGCAUCUUCAGCCCACCGUGAUCGCGGUGAUUACAGGGGUUCCGGUUUUGGCUAUGCUCGCGACGGAAUUGGCCCACAAAAGCACCGGUUGGCACCACGAAUCGUGGUGGCUCAUGGCUGGAAGCGGAGUGCUUAAUAUAUUCGUAGCUUGCGCUACGAUGAUGCUCCUUAUAUUCGUUUUACUUCACAUCGGCGUCGUCCACAAAGCGCACGCACUCGUUACCGGAAAUAUUCUGAAGAAGGAGUCGAUAAAAAUUAGAAUUAGGUUGCUGCGUCGUGCGGCCGUCGUUUUAUGCGGCAUAAUUUCGGUGGAAGCCUGCUCGAUAUUUUACGUGAAUUCAUUAUCAGCCAUCAUGCAUUACAUAUUCGCAACAGUGAGCGCUCUUCUGGGAUUCAUAGUCAUCGUUGCCUACGUGAUAAACGGCGAGAUUCAACUCAUAGAGCCGAUGCUUGAAAAAUUCAAAUGGAAAACGAAGACCAACGACGAAAAUCUCUCGGAACCGGUCAAAGUUUGCUCGAGGAGUAACGAGAACUCGGAGAACGACGUCGGGCAAUCUCUGCCGCUGAACGACCACCUGGAGGUCCGGGGCGUCGCAGCCGGGAGCAUCGACACGCGAGAAUAUGCCGCUGAACCGGCUCACGCCUACAAAAAUUUUUCCCUACCGCCCGCAGCCAGAUUUCUACCGGACAAUAGAAUCGACGGGGCGGAGAACGUUAAUUUGGAAAACUACAGCACGAGUCCGAGAAAAUAUCAGGAAACGAGGCUCGAGCCUCCCGACACGGGCGGGACCGUGGGCCUGAGUGCGGUUGCGGGUGCCAGUGCGAUUCCGAAUACCAGUAGCGGGUCUUCCCUUCCAUUCGAAUCAUACGGGACGGCGGAUCAUCGAACGUUCCGAGAUUUUAAUCAGUAUCACGGCGUACUCUACAGAAUACCUGCUCAAGUAGCGAUUUCAAAUUGCUCGGCGAAAGUCUUGUGCAACGCGGACGUCGAGUCGCGAAUGAACAUCGGCACGAUGCCCGAUGUCACCCUGGCGAUAAGUAGCGAGAUCGAGCUACUUCCCGUCCAAACGAAGGCCAGGGAGCACGUUAAAACUAUACCCGACAUCGCCAGUACAGCCGAACGCAAGCAGCCGGACGGCGAAGAAAAAGCUCCGAAGAUAGUCGUUACCGAUUGCGAGAGCAAUGCGACCGGGAUGCUGGAUCGCAUCUCCCACGAUCUAGAUUAUCUUUUGAACCGUAGACAUAGCAAGGACGAGGCGUAGCACGUGAGGCAUCUCGAUGCAAGCAUAGAGCCAUCAUCACUCGAUUCCGAGCCUAAUUUUAUGGUUUAGAAUUAAAUACCAUCGUUCAUUUCAUUGUAUUCCGUUACGGUGGAAACCCUUUAUUUUCAUAGAUGUUGAUCCGUCCUUCUCGAUUUUUUUCCGAUCAAUUGUCGAUUAUAAUGUCCAGGUAUCCAUGUGUGGUGUGAAAAUUAUUACGUGAAUAUAUGCGUUCGUCAAUUGUGCGAUACGAUCAGCAGGAUAACUCUCGAACUUCGUACGCGCAAUGUCGUCAACUAUUAGGGGAAGGCAGGGAUGUUUGCCCCACCGUAUAAAUUGAACCGUUCCUUAGAAAACUAUAGAACAAGCAAUAUGUAUCUACCUAUUUUCUAUGAAGUGGUUUGAUUCAGCCGGUGAUUCAAUCAUUUCUACUUUACCUCGAUACAAAUAAGUGUAAAUAAUUUUAGACGGUGCGGAGGCACUUUCACUGUGCGCGAUAUUUGUAUAUUCAAAAUAAAAAUAUUUACAAAAAAGAGCGUGCCAAUUAAUCAACGAAGAUCCUUCGCUACA
This is a messenger RNA of Athalia rosae (coleseed sawfly), 5681 nucleotides long. RefSeq lists its product as uncharacterized. Gene Ontology annotation, cellular component: membrane. Lineage: Eukaryota; Metazoa; Arthropoda; Insecta; Hymenoptera; Athaliidae. Bases 651 to 5114 code for a protein of 1487 amino acids. Gene Ontology annotation, molecular function: G protein-coupled receptor activity. The transcript is spliced from 21 exons. The record is from RefSeq and is a predicted model, not a curated record.